Messenger RNA from Cajanus cajan (pigeon pea), 1669 nucleotides. RefSeq names its product serine carboxypeptidase-like 13. The record is from RefSeq and is a predicted model, not a curated record. Gene Ontology annotation, molecular function: acyltransferase activity, transferring groups other than amino-acyl groups; serine-type carboxypeptidase activity. Lineage: Eukaryota; Viridiplantae; Streptophyta; Magnoliopsida; Fabales; Fabaceae. Gene Ontology annotation, biological process: proteolysis; secondary metabolic process.
CUCUACACAAUCUCAAAACCCACACCUUUUCUCUUCCUUCUCCCUCUCUUCUUCUUUCGCCCCAUUUCACUUCCACCAUUUUUCACAACAGUUUCUCGGUCAUGAGUUUGAGAUGCGUGAUUUUGGUCCUAGUGCUUCUGCCAUACAUGGCUUCUGGGGGUUCCAUUGUGAAGAACCUCCCUGGUUACGAGGGUCACCUUCCAUUCAACCUUGAAACUGGAUACAUAGGAGUGGGAGGAGAAAAAGAGGUGCAAAUAUUUUAUUUAUUUGUGGAAUCUCAAAGAAAUCCCUUCGUUGAUCCAGUGUUACUUUGGCUCGUUGGAGGUCCAGGUUGCUCUGCCCUUUCAGCAUUCUUUUUUGAAAAUGGGCCUUUAGUAAUGAAUGGCAACUACACUGGAAGCCUUCCAAAACUUGAGUUGAACCCAUAUUCGUGGUCAGACACGUUGAAUAUGAUGUAUAUAGAUAUUCCAGUAGGCACAGGAUUUUCAUACUCAGAAACGCAAGAAGGCUAUUACAGUAGUGAUGUACUAUGGGUGGAGCAUGCUUAUGAAUUCCUACAAAAGUGGUUUAUUGAUCAUCCAAAGUUUAGGCCAAAUCCAUUUUACAUUGGUGGUGGCUCAUAUUCAGGAAUAAUUACUGGUCCUCUUGUUCAAAAAGUAUAUGAAGGUUACAUAGCAAGACAGGUGCCACUCAUAAACAUCAAGGGUUAUUUGCUCGCAAGCCCUGCCGUUGACACGUAUCAGGAUACGAACAUGAAGGUUUUAUAUGCAUACCAAAGGACUCUAAUACCAGAAGCACUCUAUAAGUCGAUGAAAGAAAAUUGUAACGAUAAUUAUGUUAUCAUUGAUCCAGAAAAUGCAAAGUGUGUCUCAGAUUAUGAAGCUUAUUCUGAGCUAGUUCGUUACAUAAACGAACAACAAAUUAUGGAACCUCUUUGUAUUACUACGCCUGCCCUGACUCGAGAGAUUCUACAGCAAGUUCAAGAUCCUUCAACAUUCUGGUGUAGAAGCUAUUACCAUAUACUUGUUGACGCAUGGGCAAAUGAUGAAAAUGUGAGGAAGGCCCUUCAUGUAAGAGAGGGAACUAAAGAGGAAUUCUUGAGAUGCAACAAGACUUUGGCAUACACCACAACUCGACUAAGCACAGUAGAAUUCUAUCGGAAUCUCACUAAUGCCAACCUCCAAGCUCUUGUUUACUGUUCUGAUCUUGAUAUGAGUAUGCCACACCUGGGAACACAACAUUGGAUCAAUUCAUUCAAUAUGAGCAUACAUGACAAAUGGCAUGCAUGGUUUGUUGAAGGUCAAGUGGCCGGAUAUACCGAAAUCUACAAAAUGAAAGAAGACCAUUACUUAACAUAUGUGAUCGUCAAGGGUGCUGGACAUGUGGCCCAAACAUUUAAACCCAAGGAAGUUUAUCAUUUGAUCAAUAGAUGGUUUUCAUUUUCUCUUAUCUAAGGUUAUGCUCCAACUUGAUGGAACAUUUCUAUUUAUCUAUAAACAAAAUAUCAAUUUUUUUCCCAUAACUAUCAAUUAGUCAUUUAUCUAUUUAUAUUUUAUGAAAAUUGACACGCAGUUGUAAUAGUGACAUCUCAGUAAUGUUUAAUGUAACUAAAGCACAUCAACAUGCAAUUUGUCGAAGAAAAAUAUAUCAAUUUUAGUUUAAUUUUUCA